AUGGCAGACAGGAAAGCAGUAGUCAAAAAUGCAGACAUGUCCGAAGAUAUGCAGUAGGACGCAAUUGACAUUGCUACCCAGGCCUUGGAGAAGUUCAACAUUGAGAAGGAUAUUGCAGCAUUCAUCAAGAAGGAAUUCGAUAAGAAAUACAACCCAACCUGGCAUUGCAUUGUAGGCAGAAAUUUCGGUUCCUACAUUACCCACGAAACAAAACACUUCAUCUAUUUCUACCUUGGACAAGUGGCCAGUCGCGCAACUAAAAUUAUGAAGAAGGCCCCACCUAAGGUUGAUAAGGUCUUUGAUUGCCCCUACUGCUCGCAUUCGGCAACUGUAGAAGUGAAAAUGAUGAGACCAAAGAAAAUAGCUUACUUAAGUUGCAGAAUAUGCACAACCUCCUAUCAGCAUACUAUUUCCCAUUUGAACAAAGAGGUAGAUGUAUAUUGCGCAUGGAUUGAUGAGGCUGAAGCAAAAAAUAAGAAACACAGAGGUGGCAUCUCACAAGGUCUUGGCUUCUCUGCUCCCAAAACUGGGGAGAAUGCUGAAGAGAGCUCUGAAGAAGAGGAAAUCGUGCCUUAAUAUACCGAACCCGCCACUUAAUUUACUCCUAAGAAUUAUUAGCUAUUAAAAGGUUAAGUAGGAAAGAAUCUUCCCAGAGGCUAGUUGAGAUAAGCUGGACAGGUGCCCUUGAGAACUCUCAACGGAUAGCAAGAUAGUGAUAGCUCAGACGAUAUAAGUGAAGAAGAGAAAUCUGAAGAUGAUGAAGACGAUAGAAGAAUCACAAAGAAGCCAGUACCACAGAGACAGACAGCAACUGCUGGUGAUGAUGAAGACUCAGAAGACGAAGACCUUUUUUGA
This is a messenger RNA of Stylonychia lemnae, 855 nucleotides long. The record is from the annotation of a GenBank genome assembly. Lineage: Eukaryota; Ciliophora; Spirotrichea; Sporadotrichida; Oxytrichidae.